AUGGCUGGACCCACCAAUCCUAAACAGAAGAUCACAAGAUCGUUGGACGAAAGAGUCGCUGAUGCCUUACGAGCACGUGGCCCUUUCUUCCAACGUUCAGAGACGCACCUUUCCCGCGAACCUGUCCAGACUGAGCCGACUGUCACGCUGCGCAGAACAGCCCCGACAGAUGGGCGAAGCUUUGCCCAGCAAGCGGCCCAGUUGACGCGUUUCUGGAACGGGGCCACGGACACAAUCACCCUAUCUGGAGUAGAAGUCGUGCCUACAAGAGCUACGGAGCCUCAAUCUGGAGCAACAAACAAUACGGUUGAUACUGCGAAUCGGCACGAUCAGGACAAUAUGCUCGGCCGUGGAAUGAUGGACUUUGAAACCCAAGAUGGAGGUAACAGCGUGACCGCGACACAAGGCACUCCUCAGUUUCCUCCUAGCUCUGUCUGGAACGACAUCACCACCUGGACCCCGCCCUACGACGAUGUCUUUGCAGACUUUGAAUUCCUGAAUGAUGGCUUUCCCGAUGUCAACUUUCCAGCGAUUCCGGAGAUCGACCGCGCAGCUACUCUUGAUCCACGUCAGGCUCUUCCAGCUCGACUUCCUACUCCUCCUCGCAUGCCUCACAUCCCAUUCUUCGGAGUGCGUGGUACGGGACAAAACCGUGAUCCUUAUCGAUUCGCCAGUGGCCAGCCCUUUCUACCCCGUCCAGACAGCCCCACGAGUUGUAGAGCAUGUAUGGAAGAUCUGGAAAGUCCGAUUUUCCUUUCUUGCGGUCAUGGGUACUGCCAGCCGUGUCUCAACCACUUGGUGCGUUCCGGCCUUGCGAACAAGAUGUCUUUCCCGCCAAGAUGUUGCACUGGCCGUCGAGGUAUAGACAUGGCUUCUAUCCAGGCGCAUCUGGACCAGGAUGUUCUCACACGGUACCUUGACGUGGUUGAAGAGUUCUCUACCCCCAACCCAGUCUAUUGCGCCAAUCCAGUCUGCAGCCGGUAUAUUGAACAGAGCCGUGUUCGAGACACUCCGGGAAAGUUCGUACAGUGUGGCCAAUGUCAGACGCCAACCUGUACUGAAUGCAAACAAGGCCACCGAGAGCACACUGGUCGUGACGCAAUGACUUGUAAGAAGGUGGAAGAGUUGAUGAACCCUGGUGAUCGGAAACUUGCGCAGAAUAACCAGUGGAAGCAAUGCCCAGGCUGCAAGAACCUCGUCGAGAAGACCGAAGGCUGUAACCACAUGAUUUGCGAAUGCGGCACAGACUUCUGCUACAGAUGUGGCACGAAGCAAGAUGGGUAUGCACAAUGCGACUGCUACGGCGGUGGAUAUGAAUUUCCCAUGCCCACGUCCAAUGCACUGGACGCCACACAAUUGCAACCAGGCCCGAUACGACCUGGGGCACUCUAUGAUGCCAUACGCACCACCCAAGCCUUACGCCAGAGCAACACACGCCGGGCUGAGGCGGCCGAACCAGCAGGCACAGGCCGCGGUCAUCUCUCUCAUCUCUCUCAUCUACGCCAAGCAGCAACCGCAGCAGGACAGCUGAUGAAGAGUCUGAGACGAGACCAUGCCACCGUCCAGCAAGCAGUUGGAACCAAUGGACAACAGGCGAGGGACGAUCUGGUCGAGGCUGAGAGACGUCGUGCAGCUUCUUCGCGCGAUAGACGCAACGACCUCCUCCUACGCGACGGUCCGAUCUUCCACACCGAUCCGAUCCGCAACGAUCCAAUCAUGCGUCGCUCAACUGAGCCCGUCCCUAACACACGCUAUCACUAUCGCACAGACAUCACCUAUGAGCCCGCAGCAGAACCGACCCAGCAUGGUUCACUUCGACCACUUCAGAACGGCUCGGCUUCCACCAUCUAUGAGUCCUACAUUGGUGCAAUGCGCACAAUGCGCGGUCAAAUGGCAGACUGGGAUGCAUUGUUCCAAACUCCGCGUAGUCAGGGCGAGGAGUCCCGUGGUUUGAAGCGCGAAAUCGCCAUGACCGAGCCUCUAGACAUGGGUUCAGGGCCAGCCCUCAGAAUGCGUCUUCCUCCCCAAACCGAGGACAGACCAGAACCUAACGCCAUGGUAAGCCCAAACCUCAGUCCCGUCCGUGAAGCAGUAUCACCAGACCGAGCGCAGCCAUACAGUCAUUUCACCUUGCCAUACUCAAACACGCCACCUGCACCGACCGGACGUCAAGCACGUGCAAUGAUAGACGAGAAUAACCCACCAGCAUGGUUGGUCUCGAAGCGCGCCGAUGUUCGCCAGGCAGAGGAAAGAGAGGCAUGGCUUGAGGAGAAUGGUAUCUUCCCGGGAGACGACCUCGGUUUCUAUCUCGACGGCAGAAUCUCCCCGCGUCUCACAAGAAGUGGUCGUGGAAAUCAAGACAAUCCCGUUACAGGAUCCUUACGAGCCAUCAACAAUGCGCCAAGAGGUCAAGGUUCCAAGCCAAUGAAAGGCAACGAGCGGCCCUAG
Molecule: messenger RNA, 2448 nt
Organism: Capronia coronata CBS 617.96
Lineage: Eukaryota; Fungi; Ascomycota; Eurotiomycetes; Chaetothyriales; Herpotrichiellaceae
Exons: 2
Coding region: 1-2448 (815 amino acids)
Biological process (GO): ubiquitin-dependent protein catabolic process; protein polyubiquitination; positive regulation of proteasomal ubiquitin-dependent protein catabolic process
Cellular component (GO): cytoplasm; ubiquitin ligase complex
Molecular function (GO): zinc ion binding; ubiquitin protein ligase activity; ubiquitin conjugating enzyme binding
Source: RefSeq, a predicted model, not a curated record